Entamoeba invadens IP1 is the source of this 868-nucleotide messenger RNA. RefSeq lists its product as hypothetical. The record is from RefSeq and is a predicted model, not a curated record. NCBI's taxonomy places the organism in Eukaryota, Evosea, Mastigamoebida, Endamoebidae. The annotation marks the transcript as partial. The transcript has 2 exons.
AUGUUAACUUUGAAACUGUUGACAAAAACAAAAGUCGAAACAUCAAGUUUAAAAGAAGAGAAAUUUGGUGAUAACAUACCAUUAGGUGUGACAAUAAUUGAUGGUAAUUGUUACUAUGAAUGUAAAAGUUUAAGAAGUGUUACAAUACCAUCGAGUGUCACGUUUAUUGGUUAUGGAGGUUUUUUUAAUUGUAUUAAUUUGAGCAGUGUUAUUAUACCAUUAAAAGUAAAAUCAAUUGAAUAUCAAUGUUUCUUUGGAUGCAGAAGUCUAAGUAGUAUUACAAUACCACCAAGUGUGACAUCGUUUGGUAAUUGGUGUUUCUAUGAAUGCAGGAGUUUGAGUAGUGUUAUUAUACCAUCGAGCGUGUUAUCACUUGGUAAUAGAUGUUUUUAUGGAUGCCAAAGGUUGAGUAGUGUUAAUAUACCACCAAGUGUUAAAUCAAUUGGUGAUGAAUGUUUCUCUGGAUGUUAUAGGUUAAGAAGUGUUACAAUACCAUCAAGUGUUAAAUCAAUUGGUGAAAAAUGUUUCUCUGGAUGUAGUAGUCUAAAAAGCGUGAAUAUACCAUCAAGUGUCACAUUUAUUGGUGAUGAAUGUUUCUCUUGGUGUAGUAGUUUAAGCAGCGUAAAUAUACCAUCAAGUGUUAAAUCAAUUGGUGAAAAAUGUUUCUCUGGAUGUAGUAGUCUAAAAAGCGUGAAUAUACCAUCAAGUGUCACAUUUAUUGGUGAUGAAUGUUUCUCUUGGUGUAGUAGUUUAAGCAGCGUAAAUAUACCAUCAAGUGUUAAAUCAAUUGGUGAAAAAUGUUUUUGUGAAUGCAGUAGUCUAAGCAGCGUAAAUAUACCAUCAAAUGUUAAAUCAAUUGAUAAACAAU